CCCACACAUCCAAAGUAAAGAGAAGAAAAAACAAUGGCUGGCCCCUCUCAUCCAAAAACUCUCCCUACUUCAUCUUCUACUACAACUCCAUCAUCUUCAACCUUAAACUCCAUGAAGCUCAAAACCCUAGUACAAUCCUUCAUUUUCUCCCACUUAUACCGCGUUUUUCGCGCGCUAGCCAAGGCCAAAUCUAUCUUGUUUCAACUUGUCAAGAAUGUACAAUUAGUCCAUCUUCUUGAAUUUCCCAUGAUGAAGAAAAACAGGAAAUACAAGAACAACAAGCUUUUUCUUGGCUCAUUUAGGCUUCACUAUAAUUGGUGUUCUUCUCAUGUAAUGCCAGUGCCAGUGCCAACAGCCCUUGAGGAUUGUGCCACUGGCCAUGUUUAUUAUGAUUCUACGUGGAAUUCUAUUAUUUCUACUGCUUGUGAUGAAUCUGAGCUCUCUGGGUAUCUUCAAUGGCUUGAAGAGAAGGCUUGUGAGGAAAAUAAUGAAAAAAAUACAAAGAAUGGGAAUGAUAUUGAUAAGCUUGCUGAUAUGUUCAUAGCAAAUUGUCAUGAAAGGUUUAGGUUGGAGAAAGUUGAAUCUUAUAGGAGAUUUCAAGAAAUGUUAGCUAGAAGUGUAUGAGGCUAGCAAGUUCUACAUAAAUUUUUUUUUUUUUGGGGGGGUUGGGGGAUUGGGGGGUCAUUUUUAGAUAAUUAAUUUUCUUUCCUUUUUUAUUUAUUUAUAAUUUUCUCUCAUUUUGGAAGGUGGAGUUUUUUUAUUUCUUUUUUCUAUUAGGCCUUGUGAGAUAACAAUAGGUAGUAAGUGGAAUAGGGAGUGAGAUGGAAAAUCUCACUUUGGAUGCAUGAUUUGUUAAAUCAUGAGAUGAGAUAUAUGAGGAGGGUAUGGAGAAUUGUACAUGAUGGGGUUCUGGGAAUUGUGCAAUUCUUCUCUUUAAUUUAACAUAUGUUAAUACCUUGAAAUGUGAAAUUUAGCUUUCUCCA
Nicotiana tabacum (common tobacco) is the source of this 983-nucleotide messenger RNA. RefSeq lists its product as uncharacterized. NCBI's taxonomy places the organism in Eukaryota, Viridiplantae, Streptophyta, Magnoliopsida, Solanales, Solanaceae. The record is from RefSeq and is a predicted model, not a curated record.